Messenger RNA from Eubalaena glacialis (North Atlantic right whale), 2942 nucleotides. RefSeq names its product vascular endothelial growth factor A (gene VEGFA). Gene Ontology annotation, cellular component: membrane. NCBI's taxonomy places the organism in Eukaryota, Metazoa, Chordata, Mammalia, Artiodactyla, Balaenidae. The transcript has 8 exons. Gene Ontology annotation, molecular function: growth factor activity; chemoattractant activity; vascular endothelial growth factor receptor 2 binding. The record is from RefSeq and is a predicted model, not a curated record. The annotation marks the transcript as partial. Gene Ontology annotation, biological process: vascular endothelial growth factor signaling pathway; induction of positive chemotaxis; vascular endothelial growth factor receptor signaling pathway.
UUUGGGGGUGACCGCCAGAGCGCGGCGCGAGCCCUCCCCCUCGGGAUCCCGCGUCGGACCAGCAGCGCUGACGGACAGACAGACACCGCCCCCUGCCCCAGCGCCCACCUCCUCCCCGGCCGGCGGCCGACGGUGGACGCGGCGGCUAGCCGCGGGCAGGAGCCGGAGCCCGCGCCCGGAGGCGGGGUGGAGGGGGUCGGGGCUCGCGGCGUUGCACUGAAACUUUUCGUCCAACUUCUGGGCUGUUCUCGCUCCGGAGGAGCCGUGGUCCGCGCCGGGGCAGCCGAGCCGAGCGGAACCGGGAGAAGUGCUAGCUCGGGCCGGGAGGAGCCGCAGUCCGAGGAGGGGGAGGAGGAAGAAGAGAAGGAAGAGGAGAGGGGGCCGCGGUGGCGACUCGGCUCUCGGAAGCCGGGCUCAUGGACGGGUGACGCGGCUGUGUGCACAGACAGUGCUCCAGCCGCGCGCGCGCCUCAGGCCCUGGCCCGGGCCUCGGCUCCGGGAGGAAGAGGCGCCCGCCUGGGCGCCGACGAGAGCGGGCCACCCCGCAGCCCGAGCCGGAGAGGGAGCGCGAGCCGCGCCGGCCCCGGCCGGGCCUCCGAAACCAUGAACUUUCUGCUCUCUUGGGUGCAUUGGAGCCUUGCCUUGCUGCUCUACCUCCACCAUGCCAAGUGGUCCCAGGCUGCACCCAUGGCAGAAGGAGAGCAGAAACCUCACGAAGUGGUGAAGUUCAUGGACGUCUACCAGCGCAGCUACUGCCGUCCAAUUGAGACCCUGGUGGACAUCUUCCAGGAGUACCCUGAUGAGAUCGAGUACAUCUUCAAGCCGUCCUGUGUGCCCCUGAUGCGGUGUGGGGGCUGCUGCAAUGAUGAGGGUCUGGAGUGUGUGCCCACCGAAGAGUUCAACAUCACCAUGCAGAUUAUGCGGAUCAAACCUCACCAAGGCCAGCACAUAGGAGAGAUGAGCUUCCUACAGCACAACAAAUGUGAAUGCAGACCAAAGAAAGAUAGAGCAAGGCAAGAAAAAAAAUCAGUUCGAGGAAAGGGAAAGGGGCAAAAAAGAAAGCGCAAGAAAUCCCGGUAUAAAUCCUGGAGCGCUCCCUGUGGGCCUUGCUCAGAGCGGAGAAAGCAUUUGUUUGUACAAGAUCCGCAGACGUGUAAAUGUUCCUGCAAAAACACAGACUCGCGUUGCAAGGCGAGGCAGCUUGAGUUAAACGAACGUACUUGCAGAUGUGACAAGCCAAGGCGGUGAGCCGGGUGGGAGGAAGGAGCCUCCCUCAGGGUUUCGGGAACGAGACGUCUCACCAGGAAAGACUGACACAGAAUGACCCAUAGCCGCUGCCCCUGCACCACCACCACCAUCAACAGAACAGUCCUGAAUCCAGAAACCUGACAUGAAGGAAGAGGAGGCUGUGCGCAGAGCACUUUGGGUCCGGAGCGCAAGACUCUGGCAGAAGCAUUCCCGGGCGGGUGACCCAGCACGGUCCCUCUUGGAAUUGGAUCGCCAUUUUAUUUCUCUUGCUGCUAAAUCACCGAGCCCGGAAGAUUAGAGAGUUUUAUUUCUGGGAUUCCUGUAGACACACCCACCCACAUACAUACGUUUAUAUAUAUAUAUAAAAUAUAUAAAAAUAAAUAUAUAUAUUUUAUAUAUAUAUAUAAAAUAUAUAUAUUCUUUUUUUUAAAUUAACAUUGCUAAUGUUAUUGGUGUCUUCACUGGAUGUAUUUGACUGCUGUGGACUUGAGUUGGGAGGAGAAUGUCCCCACCCAGAUCCUGACAGGGAAGAGGAUGGAAGGAGAGACUCUGGCAUCAUCUUUUUAUCCCUCUUAGGGAAGCCGGGGUCCCCUUCCCUGCCUGGGAACGCGCAAGGCCAGGGCACGGGGGCAAAUUUGGCCUGCUUUUGGAAACACCGACAAACCCAGCCCUGGCCCCGAGCCUCUAUCCCGAGUCAAACGGACAGAAAGACAGGCAACAGGUACAGGGCGUGAGGACGCUGGCUCUGACCAGGAGUUUGGGGGAGCCUCGGGACACUGCUGUGCUUUGGAGAACCCCUCCACGUGCUGCAUGGGCAUCUUGCCCCCAGGGGCACUGCCUGGAAGAUUCAGGAGUCUGGGCAGCCUUCACCUUCUCUCACCCGCUUCUGAGAUGCCCAGGAGGCCACUGACAUGCCUUGGCAAAGAGAAGAGAGACGUUGGUGGAGGAAGGGCUGCCCAGUGACAGCUCGUCCUCCGAGGGAAGGGCCUCCUGCCUUGGCCCUCUCCCAGCUUUGCUUCCCGGGCGCAGCCCAGGAGGGCCCAAUGUCCUCAGACCAUUGAAACCACUAGUUCUGUCCCCCCAGGAGACCUGGCUGUGUGUGUGUGAGUGGUUAACCCACCUCCAUCCCCCAACCCGACCCUUCCUGCGGCAUAGAGAGACAGGGCAGGGUCCCCGUGCCCACCCUGGAGGCAGAGAAAAGAGAAGUGUUUUAUAUAUGGUACUUAUUUAAUAUGCCCUUUUAAUUAGAAAUUAAAACAGUUAAUUUAAUUAAAGAGUAGGGUUUUUUUCAGUAUUCUUGGUUAAUAUUUAAUUUCAACUAUUUAUGAGAUCUAUCUCUUGCUGUCUCGCUCUCUCUUAUUUGUACUGGUCUUUGUGUAUAAAAUUCCUGUUUCCAAUCUCUCUUGCUCUGAUCGGUGACAGUCACUAGCUUGUCCUGAACAGAUAUUUAAUUUUGCUAACACUCAGCUCUGCCCUCCCCUUUCCCUUGGCUCCCCACCACACAUUCCUUUGAAAUAAGGUUUCAAUAUACAUCUACAUACUAUAUAUAUAUUUGGCAACUUGUGUUUGUGUGUGUAUAUAUAUAUAUAUAUAUAUAUAUAUGUUUAUGUAUAUAUGAUUCUGAUAGACAUUGCUAUUCUGUUUUUUAUAUGUAAAAACAAAACAAGAAAAAAUAGAGAAUUCUACAUACUAAA